AUGGCUUUGAAAGAAGACCAAGAAUAUGUCUUAGACAUUACUGAUCUAUUAGCAAACCAGCAUACUGCUAUGUUUCUCAAAGAGCAGCUGCCUGAAUCGUUAAAAAAAAAGACUAAAGUGAACAAUCAAGUUUCACUUAUAGAUGAUAUAAAUACUACAGAUACUAGCAAUAAUCUUUUUUUUGAUGAAGAACUUUCUGAUAUAGAAGAGUUGCAAAUUGAAAUUGAACCAAUUGAUACCGAAAUGAAUGAUAACAACUUGGUAAUAGAAAAAUUCUUCAAUCUUGAAGCUUAUAAACAAAAACAAGAAAUAAGUGAAGAGAGCCUAUCUAUUCACCACCAAAGGUCUACUUGUAUUAAUGAGAAUUGGUCAAUUGAUGACUCUUCAAAACCUAAAUUAAUAUUAGAAAAUUUUUCUUUAAGAUACAUCU
Molecule: messenger RNA, 430 nt
Organism: Dentiscutata heterogama
Lineage: Eukaryota; Fungi; Glomeromycota; Glomeromycetes; Diversisporales; Gigasporaceae
Source: the annotation of a GenBank genome assembly